Molecule: messenger RNA, 924 nt
Organism: Arachis stenosperma
Lineage: Eukaryota; Viridiplantae; Streptophyta; Magnoliopsida; Fabales; Fabaceae
Product: LEAF RUST 10 DISEASE-RESISTANCE LOCUS RECEPTOR-LIKE PROTEIN KINASE-like 2.4
Exons: 3
Coding region: 1-924 (307 amino acids)
Biological process (GO): protein phosphorylation
Molecular function (GO): protein kinase activity; ATP binding
Source: RefSeq, a predicted model, not a curated record
AUGGCGUCCUUGUCGAAGGAAGAAGGAGUAGACAAGGUGCGGCUCGCUGUUUGUGGAAAGAAAAGGCAUCACGUUCUUGGAGUCUUCGAUAAAGUAGAGCCAACGGAGGCGUCUUCUCAUCGCAGGAGAGGUGGCGGCAAUGAGCUUGAAAGAUGCUGCAAUAAUUGCAGGAUUGUUGAGUAUUUGUUACAUUACAUAAAAGUUACCAAGAUGAAAUUGAUCAACUCUUUCAAUGUUAAACUAGGACAAAGUGGUUUUGGUGUUGUAUACAAGGGAAAGUUAUCCGAUGGUUCUAAUGUGGCAGUCAAAAUGUUGAAUCCAUUCAAAGAAAAUGGUAAAAUAUUUAUCAAUGAGGAAGCUAGCAUUAAUAGAACUUCUCAUGUUAAUGUUGUCACCCUUUUUAGAUUCUGCUUUGAUGGCCGCAAGAAAGUUCCUAUUUAUGAAUUUAUAUUAAAUGGUUCCCUUGACAAAUUUAUUUACAGAAAGGAAGGAGUUGAAACUACUACAUUGUUGAGUUGGGAUAAGCUGUAUCAAAUUGCUAAUCAAGGGAUAGUUUGGGGGUUAGAGUACUUGCAUAGAGGAUGUGACACUCAAAUUUUACAUUUUGACAUAAAGCCGCAUAAUAUUCUUUUGGAUGAAAAUUUUUGUUCUACGAUAUCAGAUUUUGAACUAGAAAAACUUUAUGCCGGGAACGAAAGUCUUAUUUCCAUGUCAAAUGCUAGAGGAACAAUAGGGUAUAUAGCUUCAGAAGUGUGGAGUAGACAUUUCGGCAACCCUUAUCAUAAAUCUGACGUUUAUAGUUACGGAAUGAUGCUUCUUGAUAUUGUGGGAGGAAAGAAGAACAUUAAUUUAGAAGGGAGUCAAACAAGUGAGAUAUUUUCCCUGAUUGGAUAUACAAAAGGCUUGAGCAAGGCACUUAGUUAG